Molecule: messenger RNA, 1494 nt
Organism: Naegleria lovaniensis
Lineage: Eukaryota; Heterolobosea; Eutetramitea; Acrasida; Naegleriidae
Exons: 2
Coding region: 1-1494 (497 amino acids)
Biological process (GO): cytoskeleton organization; regulation of adenylate cyclase activity
Cellular component (GO): cytoplasm
Molecular function (GO): adenylate cyclase binding; actin binding
Source: RefSeq, a predicted model, not a curated record
AUGAGCCAACAAUUGGAAUCCUUGGUUAAUCGUCUUGAAUCUGCCAUCAGUCGUCUCGAAAAGAUCAAACUUACUGAAGGUGAUAGCACUUCAUCCUCCUCUUCAUCAUCAUCCAAUGAAGCUCCAUCCGUGAGUGCCUAUAAGGAAUAUGUUGCUACUCAUGUUCAACCAUUGGUUGAUAUUUGUAAUCAAAUUGGUGGAGAAUGUGUGAAUGGUGGAAAAUUCAUUUCAGAUGCCUUUGCUGAAAUGCUCAAAGUGAUCACCUUGGCCAGUAUUGCUAAAAAGCCAAGCGAUGAUGAAUUUGGUAAAAUUCUCACUCCAUUGGGUAAAGUUCUCUCUGCUGCUGGAGAUUAUCGUUUCAAGAACAACAAGUCUGAAUUCUAUAAUCACUUGUACAGUAUUGAGGAAGGCUUGAAGUGUUUGGUUUGGCCAACCACUCCUGCUCCAGUCUCUCAUGUCAAGGAAAUGGUCAAUGCUGCUCAAUUCUAUAACAAUAAGAUUCUUAUGGCUUACAAGAAUACUGAUAAGGCUGAAUUGCAUCGUUCCUUUGUCAAUCAAUUCAAGACUGCUAUUGAAGAAUUAGCUGUUUACGUGAAGGAAUAUCAUAUGAGUGGUUUGGCUUGGAAUGCAAAGGCUUCUCAAGUAGCAAGUGCAGCCUUGUUGGAGAGUGGCUCAAGUGAGGCUUCUUCUUCUUCUUCAGUUCCAAGUUCUGGUGGUGCUGGUGUUCCUCCACCUCCAUCCAAGAUGGUCAAUGUCUCUCAAGACUUUGUCAAUUCCUUAAAGAGCUCUUCAGAUUCUUCAUCUGGAUCCAGUGGCAGUGCUGGUGCAUUGUUUGCUGAAAUUGCCUCAAGAAAGGACAAUGCCUCUGUCGGACUCAAACAUGUCACCAAAGACAUGAAAACCAAAUAUCAAACAGACAAGCCACCAGCAGUGGUACCAGGUACAACCAGCAAACCAACAACUACCACUUCAACAGCAGGUAAUGCUCAAAAGAAGAGAGGAACUCCAAAGUUUGAAAGAGAUUCUUCUGGUAAGAAGUGGCAAGUGGAAUGGCAAAGUGGUGCUCAUGAUUUGAAGAUUACUGACACUGCUAUCGGUCAAUCAGUCUAUAUUUAUCAAUGUAAUGACACCAUGGUCGAGAUUACCGGAAAAGUCAACAAUAUUGUUUUGGACAAGUGUACAAAGACCUGUAUUGUUUUGGAUAGUGUGGUCAGCGGUAUUGAAUUGGUAAAUUGUCAAAGUUGUCAAGUACAAGUGAGAGGUGCUGCUCCAACUCUCUCUAUUGAUAAGACUGAUGGUGCUAUUGUUUACUUGUCAAAAGAAUCUAUUCAUUGUAGAAUUGUUACUGCCAAAUCAAGCGAAAUGAACAUUGUUGUUCCAGAUUUGGAUUCCAAGGAUGAUGACAUUAUUGAAAUUCCACUUCCAGAACAAUUCGUGAACACUUAUGAUCCAAAGACCAAGAAAUUCCAUACUGAAUUGAUGAAACACGAAUAA